This is a messenger RNA of Paracoccidioides lutzii Pb01, 1254 nucleotides long. Its product is annotated as serine/threonine-protein kinase PRKX. Gene Ontology annotation, biological process: peptidyl-serine phosphorylation. The coding region runs from base 1 to 1254 and encodes 417 amino acids. Gene Ontology annotation, molecular function: ATP binding; cAMP-dependent protein kinase activity. The record is from RefSeq and is a predicted model, not a curated record. The transcript is spliced from 4 exons. Gene Ontology annotation, cellular component: cAMP-dependent protein kinase complex; nucleus.
AUGGCCGCGGAAACGAUACAAGGGCAGUCAUCAACAUCCUACCGGCCAGAAACUGAUGUACCCGCCGAGUCAACGCGCGAUAUCGACACGGUGAAUAAGAAGCAGCAGCAACACCAACAACAGCCCCAGAAGAAGAGUAACGCUGAGAAGCCAAAUAGCCUGGAUCUGAGCCUGGGCCUGGAUCUGGCCUGUCCCGCAUCGCGCCCGGAAACCCCGCAAGACAUCCUUGAGAAUCGGGAGAGGAUUCGACAACGGCUACCUGCGGAGCGGCUGAGCAUUGAUGAUUUUGACCUUCUCGAAACUGUAGGGACAGGUACAUUUGCUCGAGUUUGGCUGGCUCGGUGGGCGAAGAGGAAAGAAGGCCAGGAUGGAGUAUAUGCGAUUAAGAUUUUGCAUAAGGCGGACGUAAUCAAACUAAAACAGGUUGAGCAUGUGCGGAAUGAAGUCAGAACCCUUGCUGCGGUUUCUGGCCACCCGUUUAUCAUUUCCCUUAUUUCCACUUUCUCCGACGAUCAAAAUUUAUACAUGUUGCUAGACUACUGCCCAGGCGGCGAAGUCUUCACAUUUCUCCGCCGCGCCCGCUGCUUCAGCGAGCGAACCUCCCAAUUCUACGCCGCCGAAAUCGUCCUAAUCCUCGAAUUCCUCCACGAAGUCCACGGCGUCGCAUACCGCGACCUCAAGCCCGAAAACAUCCUCCUAGACGCAGAGGGCCACCUCAAACUCGUCGACUUCGGCUUCGCCAAACAACUCUGGAGCAGAGAAACAUACACCCUCUGCGGCACCCCAGAAUACCUUGCACCAGAAGUCAUCCACAACAGCGGCCACGGCCUAGCGGUUGACUGGUGGGCUCUAGGCGUCCUUAUAUAUGAGUUCAUAGUCGGACAGCCACCAUUCUGGGACCAGAAUCCCAUGCGCAUAUACGAGCAGAUCGUUCAGGGACGUCUGCGGUUCCCCGUAAACAUGCCCCCCGCCGUCCGCGAUAUUGUGUCCCAGCUCUGCACGACGAACCCUUCGGAGCGGCUAGGGUAUAUCAAAGGUGGUGCAGCGCGAGUGAAGCAGCACCCGUUUUUCAAGGAUAUCAAUUGGGAUGACAUUUAUUUUCGGCGGACCAAGGGGCCUAUAGUCCCCAGGGUGGAUUCGCCGACUGACACGGGCAAUUUUGAGGAAUACCCGGACGAGCCGGAUUCGUCGUUGCUUACACCCUAUACGAAGGAGAUGCGAGAGAAGCAUGAUGAUAUGUUUGCAGAUUUUUGA